UUGACCCAAUGACAAUAGCGUGAGUGAAAAAAAAGCCCAUCAACGUCGUUUUGUUCUCUUUAUAGUCACAAACUCCUAUGGUUGAUUAGGGUUUUAUCUCAUUAACGUUUCUUCUCUUCACUCUGCCCGCUGCAUCAAUGGCUUCAGAGAAGAAACUUUCGAACCCAAUGAGGGAGAUAAAAGUGCAGAAGCUCGUCCUCAAUAUCUCUGUUGGCGAGAGUGGAGAUCGUCUCACCAGAGCCUCCAAGGUGUUGGAACAACUUAGUGGCCAAACCCCAGUGUUUUCCAAAGCAAGGUACACUGUUCGUUCCUUUGGGAUUAGAAGAAAUGAGAAGAUUGCAUGCUAUGUCACUGUCAGAGGUGACAAGGCAAUGCAACUUUUGGAGAGUGGUUUGAAGGUGAAGGAAUAUGAACUUCUCAGAAGGAACUUCAGUGAUACUGGUUGCUUCGGCUUUGGUAUUCAGGAGCAUAUUGAUUUGGGAAUCAAGUAUGAUCCUUCAACUGGUAUUUAUGGAAUGGAUUUCUUUGUUGUUCUGGAGCGACCUGGCUAUCGUGUUGGACGUCGCCGAAGAUGCAAGUCCCGUGUUGGAAUUCAGCACCGAGUCACAAAGGAGGAUGCUAUGAAGUGGUUCCAGGUGAAGUACGAGGGAGUGAUCCUUAACAAGUCCCAGGCUAUUCUUUAGUUAGAUUGAGUUCACUUUAGGAGUGUGUUAUCAGUUUUGUCAACUAUAGCUCGAUCUUUCUGUGAUAUUAUGUUAAUUUUAAGGCAGGUUUUGAAUCAAUGUUUGUCAUUUCAGUUUCGUGAUGAAGGGUAUGGAUUAGCCCUGUUUAAACGGCACUUUUAUUGCAAAGAACUCCUGAACCCCGCGUUAUGCAAUGAUGUUGGGCAAUUUACUUAGUUUUCUUUGCAACCAAAUAAGAGAAGCAUGUGCAAAA
Glycine soja is the source of this 936-nucleotide messenger RNA. RefSeq names its product 60S ribosomal protein L11-like. Gene Ontology annotation, cellular component: ribosome; cytosolic large ribosomal subunit. Lineage: Eukaryota; Viridiplantae; Streptophyta; Magnoliopsida; Fabales; Fabaceae. Gene Ontology annotation, molecular function: structural constituent of ribosome; RNA binding. Bases 138 to 683 code for a protein of 181 amino acids. Gene Ontology annotation, biological process: translation. The transcript is spliced from 5 exons. The record is from RefSeq and is a predicted model, not a curated record.